UUGAGCAAGCCGUGCAUCGAACCGCUUUCUGUUAGUCUUCAGUACCCACAGACGACUGACUUUGCCUUUGUGUUAAUUUAUUUUACCUUCCUAACAUUGAUUCAUCUGAGCAGACGUUUUGUUCAAGUAUAUAUGCAAUGCUGUCACGCUCGAUCCGUGCGGAAACCCGCAGUCGGGCUAAGGAAGAUAUUAAGAGGGUGAUAAAUGCUAUAGAUCACGUGAGAUCAUGGGAGAAGAAAUGGGUGACAAUAGGAGACACAACCAUGAAGAUCUUCAAAUGGGUACCAGUUUUGUCUUCUGGAGAAAAUGGUCAGCCUGGUGCUAAAAGAAGAAAGCUGUCUGCUAAAGAGAAGGACAAGACAAAAUUAUCUGUUCCAGAAACUGACCUUGGCUUGAGUCAAGACAGUACAAGUCAAGCUGUGUAUACAGAGGAGAACAGCCGACAGUCUCAGGAUUCCAACCACAGUGAAGGGCCCAGCCUGAACAAUGAGGACUCUAAUCUCUCUUAUCCCAACUCUGCAAUGCUAGAAGAGUCGAACCAAGACAGCAUGGAUGGAGACUCCUUGCAGCUUGGUGCUAGUCUAGAUGACUCCCAAAGCAAGCCUUCCUUUACUAACUUCACAGAAGAUGCCCAAAGCUCAUAUCCAGAUCCACCUGUCCUUGAGAGAGAAACCAAUGAAGAAAGUGCAGUGAAAAAAUUCCAUCCAGAGGGAUCAACCUUUGAUGACUCCAGCACAAAUGCCAACAGUUGAUCAACACAGUUUUCUAGUUAAAUAGACAUUGUAGAUUGAUUUUGUGGCAGAUAGCAUUCCCACAGGAGGUUUUUCAUCUCAUUUGGGUGCUACUUUGGGUAGGAGGCCAUCAUUUUGAUUCUGUAAAGCAGAUGUUCAGUGAGUUGAGGACUGCAAACGCACAUUCUGCUGAAUAAUUAAAAAAUUAUACUCCGUGGUAGUGCACCUGUGCUUUGGAAUUAAAUGGAUUCAAAUGUAAAAUGGCAGGAUGAGAUUCAAAUCAUGAUCAUGUCGUGGUCAGACAUAUAUAAAUGUUUACUAGCGUUUUAUUGGUCAUUUUUAUGUUGUCUAGGCAGUAGGGCUCUUUGCACAUCAAGGAGUACAUUUAACUAAACUGGUCCAUUUUGGGAGUUCCUAACAUGUAAUUACUCAACUGUACAGGGUUUUUUACGAUCUUUCGCAACUUUGCUUCCUGUUUAGUUGAAAGAAUUCAAGUUUUGUGCCAAAUCAAAUUUACUUAACAAAAAUGCCAUUUUUUCCUACUCAUUUCUUGCUUGCUGCUGAUUAAAGGUAUCCUAUCAGGGAUAUUUUCACCAAACAGUAUAUUCUUUGAGAAAAUAAUUUUCUUCUACUCAUGAGUAAUUCCUUGGUCUCUACCUGCACAUGGAUGAUGUUAUAUGCUAUUUUAAUGAGACCAUGUCUUCUUGUAAGUUUCAGAAAAAGAUAUCCAUGUCAGGUAUUUAUUGAAGUGUUUUUAUCGUUUGUGAGGUCUGAAUUGGGAAAUCUGUUCAAAGAAAAUGUGACUCCAGGGCAUUGUCAUAUUGGUUAGGUAUAACUUCAAGUUCAUUGUACAACUGCAGCUAGUGCGGGACCUCAGUUUUGGUGACUCUCUUAAGUAAUAGCCAGACUAAGUUUUCUCUGAGUGGACUAGCCAAGUUAAAGGUACCACUGGAUGUGAGCAGGGAUUUAGUCAACCUGUUGCAAUUUUGCUAAUGAAAUGUUGUAUUUUUCGUCAUUAUGUGUGAAAAUGUAGAAAGUAGAAUUAUUAUUUACUGGGAAAGCUUAUCUUGUGUGAAUGAUGAUACUUUUGUAUCAGUCUUAUGGUCCAGGAUAAGUGCAGCACAGUUUCCUUAAAUUACGUUUAGCAAGUCCUUGACACUUCCAAAAUUGACUUUUUUUUUACAAUCAAAUCUCAAUCACCUCUGAGAACCAGGAUUGAAAAUGUGUUACUAAAGGCAGUGGUGUAGUUGAUACAUAUGUGUCUGUUUAAAGACAAUUCUAUAAAAAGAUAUUUCAGGAAGGAUCUUGUAAGUGCAAUCAGUUUUCACCUUUCUUACUUUAGAGUGGAUGAUAGUUGAGAAAGUAGAAAUUCAUUCUAAAUUGUAUGUUGUUCUCUUCACCAAUUUUUUUUCGUGUAAAACUGGAUUUAUGUAAUGAGAGUAGUAAAAUUAUGCCAGAAAUUUGUCUUACAUUAACAAAAUAAUUCAUCUUGAUAGAUAUUUUUUUCUAACAGCAACAUGCUGCAUUUACAGGGGAAAGUACAAUUGUCAGUAACAGAAAGAAAAUAAAGGUAAAUAAUAAUAACA
Messenger RNA from Lingula anatina, 2317 nucleotides. RefSeq lists its product as uncharacterized. The record is from RefSeq and is a predicted model, not a curated record. NCBI's taxonomy places the organism in Eukaryota, Metazoa, Brachiopoda, Lingulata, Lingulida, Lingulidae.